AUUUCAAACCAGUAGGGGUCACCUCUCCCUCGGUCGGCCUGUGUUGUGUAAAAAUUUACGUGACCUCCCCUCUCACGGACCACGUGUGCCCUGCCUCUCUCUAAAUCAGCCGAAGCAACACCAAAGUAGCAACAAAGAAAACGGAGCAAGCGGCUGGAUUUUGAGCAAGAGGAGAAAAGGGAGAAGAGAGGGUCGUCCACACACACAAAGAUUUUGAGCUUGUCAUCAACACCUUCAAAUCAACCUGAAUUAGCAUUAAUUUGAAGCGCAAUGGCUAUAAGCACCCUCAUUCUGUUGUUAUGCUCCAUUUUAUCACCUAACUUAAUGAAGUCCAUGGCACAUCAGAUCAUUCGAGAUGGCGAAACUAUCACAUCAGCCGGUGAGGAGUUUGAACUCGGUUUUUUUAGCCCCAGCGGCUCUACUAAACGCUAUCUGGGUAUCUGGUACAAGAAAAUAUCUAAUGGGACGGUUAUAUGGGUCGCGAAUCGAGAUGCUCCCGUUAUGAAUACCUCAGGCAUCCUGAGGGUCAGUGACCAAGGACUUUCACUGCAAACAGGUAAUGAAAUUAUAUGGUCAGCAAAAACUUCAAUAUUAAUGAAGAAUCCUGUGGCACGUUUAUUAGGUUCGGGGAAUUUGGUUGUAAGGGAUGAUGAUCAUCAUAUGAACAACACAGAAGAUUUUUUCUGGCAGAGUUUUGAUUAUCCUGCGGAUAAUUUGCUGCCUGGCAUGAAGAUGGGAAUAGACUUGGUCACCGGCCUAGAGAGGUACCUCACGUCGUGGAAAAGUGCUAAUGACCCUUCCACAGGGAGUUUUACUGACCGGCUUGAUCCUCAUGGUUUUCCACAGUUCUUUCGGUUAAAAGAUUCUGCCAAAUGGGCGCGGACUGGACCAUGGAAUGGUCGGCAGUUCCCUGGCGCUCCCAAGAGUAAUCAAAAUGGAUUCUACACGGAAAAUUUUGUUUUCAAUGAGAAAGAAAUUUAUUAUAAGUUGGAUUCUGUCAGAGGAACUUCUGCUGAUGUACGGUUUCACUUGACUCCAAAUGGAGAAAUAAAGUUUCUCUAUUGGAACUAUCAAGAACAAAUUUGGUUAGUGUAUGUUACCAUCAUUGUCUCUAACUGUGAGCAGUAUAAAUUGUGUGGUGCUAAUGGUCUGUGUAAAGUUUCCAACUCACCAAGAUGCGAAUGUCUGACUGGUUUUAUUCCCAAAUUCCCCGAGAAGUGGAAAGAAGGAGAUUGGUCUGGUGGAUGUGUUCGUAAAAAAAAACUAGAUUGUGGAACUAAAGCAGGUUUCUUGAAAUAUACGCGUGUUAAGUUGCCAGACACAAGGUAUUCAUGGUAUGACUUGCGAAUCACCCUUGAACAAUGUCAGAGGCUGUGUCUUAAGAACUGCUCUUGUAUAGCUUAUACCAACGCAGAUAUUAGAAGUGGUAGAAGUGGAUGCCUUUUAUGGUUUAAUGAGCUAAGUGAUUCGAAAGGUUACACUGAAGAGGGGGAAGAUAUAUACGUAAAGAUGGCAUCAUCUGAAUUAGUGAAGAGUCUAAGAUCCAGAGUUAAGCGGCUUAUGUGGAUCACUUUGAUUCCCGCAGUAAUUGCUCUAACAUCCUUGUAUAUGUUAUUGUUAUGGAAGAGAAAGCAGAACAUAAAAGAAAACAUGAAGCUAAGUCCAGAAAGUGUUGCCUUGACGGAACUUGAGAGUGAAGAUAGGGAGUUGCCUUCAGUGGACUUCAAAAGAAUUGUAAAUGCCACAGAUAACUUCUCCCGGAAAAACAAGCUUGGGGAGGGCGGCUUUGGACCUGUGUACAAGGGCAUAUGGAAUGAUGGACAAGAGAUAGCUGUGAAAAGGCUAGCAAAGCAUUCUGGUCAGGGACAGGAUGAGUUCAUAAAUGAAGUUUCUUGUAUCGGAAAACUUCAGCACAGAAAUCUUGUGACACUUCUUGGUUGCUGCACAGAGAAAGGAGAAAGAAUUUUGAUAUACGAAUAUAUGGCUAAUAAAAGUUUAGAUUCAUUCAUUUUCGAUAAUGAAUUAAGAAACUCAAUGGAUUGGCUUCAACGAUCCAACAUAAUAAAUGGCAUUGCCCGAGGACUUCUCUAUCUUCAUCAAGAUUCAAAGCUCAGAAUCAUUCAUAGGGAUCUUAAAGCGAGUAAUAUUUUACUUGAUCAUGAGAUGAAUCCAAAGAUUUCGGACUUUGGCAUGGCCAGAUGUUUUAGAGGAAGUCAAACUGAAGCAUAUACAUCAAGGAUUGUCGGGACAUAUGGUUACAUGUCCCCUGAGUAUGCAAGCGAUGGACAGUUCUCUGUUAAAUCCGAUGUAUAUAGCUUUGGUGUUAUACUCAUAGAGAUAGUGAGCGGAAAGAAAAAUAGAUUAUUCGAUCAUGCUGAUCAAAGCUUAAAUCUACUUGGACAUGCAUGGAGGAGUUAUAAUGAAGACAAGCUUUUGGGACUAAUUGAUGAGGUGUUAUUGGACUCUGGCAACCAGAUGGAAUUGUUUCGAGUUAUACAAAUUGGAUUACUGUGUGUUCAAGAAGAUCCAAUAGAUAGGCCAUUUAUGUCCGAGGUGUUACUGAUGUUGAGUAGUAAGAUGCAACUACCUCGUCCCAAGAAACCUGGUUUCUUCAUGGAGAGAACGUUCCAGGACAUGGAUCACUUGUUAGAUGAUUCCAAGUUUUCAUCAUGCAAUAGGUCGGCUAUUACCUCUCUUCUACCUCGACAAUAGUGUUAAGUCUUCUAGGAACCUUGAUUACAAUUUUAAAGUUUUUGCAACUUAAAACUCCAUGACAUGGAUUGAAUGUUGUCACAACUGCAGAGAGAAUGAGCAUGAAAGCCUUGUUGAUUUUUCCUUCUU
Molecule: messenger RNA, 2841 nt
Organism: Daucus carota subsp. sativus
Lineage: Eukaryota; Viridiplantae; Streptophyta; Magnoliopsida; Apiales; Apiaceae
Product: G-type lectin S-receptor-like serine/threonine-protein kinase At4g27290
Exons: 8
Coding region: 271-2712 (813 amino acids)
Biological process (GO): protein phosphorylation; recognition of pollen
Molecular function (GO): ATP binding; protein serine/threonine kinase activity
Source: RefSeq, a predicted model, not a curated record